AUGGGGACGGGGUCCGAUCAGGAAGCCGGAUCGUCUUCCCAAUCGCUGCCAUCUGUUCCCACGGAAGACACUCCUCUUUUGGGUCCCCGAACAUUGUCGUCGCAGCCAAAGACCUUCGCGAAUGUAUUCAUCGCCAUCGUCGGCGCCGGCGUGCUCGGCCUUCCCUACACCUUCAAGAAGACCGGAUGGCUGUUGGGCCUCCUCACGCUCCUCUUCGUGGCCUCCCUCACCUUCUUCUGUAUGAUGCUCCUCGUCCACACCCGCCGCAAACUCGAGUCUCUCUCGGGAUUCUCCAGCAUCACUUCUUUCGGAGAUCUCGGCGAAUCCGUCUGCGGACCCGCAGGGCGUCUCGUGGUCGACGUUAUGCUUGUCCUCUCGCAGGCGGGGUUCUGCGUCAGUUACCUCAUCUUCGUCGCCACCACAAUGGCCAAUCUCCUCAGCCGUGGCACGGAUCACAUUCUGGGGCUGGAUCCAAGCUCCAUUUACAUGUGGGGGUGCUUCCCCUUUCAGCUGGGUCUCAACUCAAUCCCAACGCUCACCCAUCUCGCCCCUUUGAGUAUAUUCGCCGACGUAGUGGACGUGGCAGCCACCAUGGUGGUUAUGGUGCAGGAUGUUUUCAUCUUCCUGAAACGAAGACCUCCCUUGAGAGUCUUCGGAGGCUUCUCUGUUUUCUUCUACGGGCUGGGAGUCGCUGUGUACGCAUUCGAAGGGAUCGGAAUGGUGCUGCCGCUGGAACUGGAGGCGAAAUACAAAGACAAGUUCGGCAGGGCGCUGGGGCUAGCCAUGGGCCUAAUCUCCAUCAUGUACGGAGCGUUCGGGCUGCUCGGGUACAUGGCUUACGGAGAGGAGACGAGAGACAUCAUCACCACAAACCUGGGGACAGGAGUGGUGAGCACUCUGGUGCAGCUGGGCCUAGCAAUCAACCUCUUCUUCACAUUUCCCCUCAUGAUGCACCCUGUCUACGAGGUCAUCGAACGCCGCCUCUGCAACUCCCGUUACUCCGUCUGGGUGCGCUGGGCCACUGUGCUGGUGGUCACUCUCGUGGCCCUCCUCGUCCCUAAUUUUGCAGACUUCCUAUCUCUGGUCGGGAGCAGUGUGUGCGUUGUGCUGGGCUUCGUCUUGCCAUCGCUCUUCCACUUGCAGGCUUUCAAAAACGAAUUGAGCAUUGCAAGAGUGGUGGUAGACGUUCUUGUUUUCCUCAUCGGCGUUACUAUAGCCGUCACCGGGACCUGGACGGCCGUACACGAGAUCCUGACAUCCAAGGCCUGA
Molecule: messenger RNA, 1269 nt
Organism: Thlaspi arvense
Lineage: Eukaryota; Viridiplantae; Streptophyta; Magnoliopsida; Brassicales; Brassicaceae
Source: the annotation of a GenBank genome assembly